Molecule: messenger RNA, 903 nt
Organism: Hirsutella rhossiliensis
Lineage: Eukaryota; Fungi; Ascomycota; Sordariomycetes; Hypocreales; Ophiocordycipitaceae
Product: peroxidase, family 2 domain-containing protein
Exons: 3
Coding region: 1-903 (300 amino acids)
Molecular function (GO): peroxidase activity
Source: RefSeq, a predicted model, not a curated record
AUGAGAUCGCAGGCGAGCUGGGCGCUUGCGGUGGCUUGCUUGGCGGCGUUGGCCGGGGCCGAUCCGAGGCUCAACGUCAACGAUGCCCGAUACUUUGAAUUUCACACGCCCGACCCCAACGACUCCCUCAACUCGCUCGCCAACCACGGCUUCCUGCCCACCAACGGACGCGGCGUCAACAUAACCGACAUCAUCCUGGCCGCCUUCCACGGCUACGGCGUCUCGCCCGAGACGAGCGCCCUCAUCACCAUCGACGGCCUGGUCGAGAGCGGCAACUCGCUCGACUUCGUCUUCAACCUCGAGGACCUGCAGCGCGACUCGUGGCGCAUCGAGCACGACUGCAGCUUCUCGCGCCCGGACACGUUCGAGGGCGCCGGCUUCGGCUUCGACCAGUCGGCCUGGGACACCGUCGUCAACCUCAUCUCCGACUGCGACAAGAUCGGCCCGCUGUGCAUGGGCAGGGCCAAGGCCGCCCGCAUCAGGGAGCUGCGCCAGAGCCUCAACCCGCAGACCGUCUACAGCAGGGCUGCUGCCGCCCACGGCGCCACCGAGGUCGGCAUGCUGCUUGGCGUCUUCAGCACCGCCAGGAAUACCCAGGAUAGGCUGCUCUUCAUCAGGUCGCUCUUCGAGAACGAGGCCAUCCCGCGGCACCUUGGCUGGAUGCCCCGCGAGUUCCUGGCCGACGUCGAGACCGUCUUGACCGUCGGCACCACGUCCCUCAAUGCCGACCCGAUCUUGCAACAGGCCGACGACGGUCAGGUGGCUUCCCGAGAGGAUGUUAUCAGGGCCAUCAAGCCCGACACCUCGAUUCCCCUGCAGGAAAUGUCCGCCGUCCUCAGCGGCGCCGGCUUCACCAACCCCGCUCCCUUCAAUGCACUUCGGCGGAUCAGCCAAGGUGGCUAG